CCAAAAAAAUAUCAAAGUUCCUUUCCCAAAUGCUAAGUGCAAUUAAAAUAUAGAAAUGAAGUUGGAUUUAAAAUGAGUAAAGUAGGGACAAGGCGUGGAGUUAAUAGAGGAGGGAUGAAGUGGAAAUUGGAAUGCAUGUACACACACAAAUUACACACUGUCUCGAAUUCACUUUGGCCCCUGCCCAGCUGUAUAUCUUCAACCCCUCUUUCUUACGAGCGCAAAUGGUAACUCCUCCGUUCAACUGUAUGACCACCACUACUCAAUAGCUUUCUCUUUCUCUCUCUCUCUCUUUGGAUCCAAAGCCGAAUGCUAUACAAAUUGGACAGACGGAUAUAAAAAGAGGGAAAUAACAACACAUAAACACAGAUUUUGUACUUUUGCAUGAUGUAUAGUCCAUCCAGAAGCCCGGGGAUCUCGAGGUUGCAAUUGGGGGCCCCCUCGGCGUCCCGGUUGAGAUCUUCCUCUAUGAAGAAGCCGCCGGAGCCGCUCCGCCGAGCUGUUGCUGAUUGUUUGUCCGCCGCAGCGCCGUCGCACCUCGAAGCUUCGAGGACGUUGCGGGAUUACCUCGCAGCACAUGCUACAAUUGACUUAGCGUAUGGGAUGAUUCUAGAACACACACUUGCAGAGAGGGAACGGAGUCCUGCUGUGGUUGCUAGGUGUGUGGCACUUCUGAAGCGGUAUCUUUUAAGAUAUAAGCCCAGUGAGGAGACAUUACUACAGAUUGAUCGGUUCUGCAUAAGUAUAAUUGUUGAGUGUGAUGUGAGCCUUUAUCGGAGAUUGGCACCAUGGUCACGUUCCUUAAGUCAACAACCUGGGAAUCCAGUACCAUCCAAAAAUGUAAAUCCUUUGCCUGUAUCAAGUUUUGCAUCUGGGGCACUUGUGAAAUCCUUAAAUUAUGUUCGCUCUUUAGUGGCUCAAUAUAUCCCAAAGCGCUCAUUCCAACCAGCUGCCUUUGCUGGAGCUGCACCUGCGUCAAGACAGGUGCUGCCAUCAUUGUCAUCUUUAUUAAGCAAAUCAUUCAAUUCCCAACUAAGUCCUGCAAAUGGCAAAGAAUCUUUGGAGAGCAAGGACACAUCUACUGCAUCAGUUUCUGACUCUCCGAUUGCUGAAGAAGUUGAUGAACUCGGAAACCUAGAGUUUAUAGCACUUGAUGUUUUCAGAUGGCGCUGGUCUGGGGACCAGCAGUCAUCACUUCUCUUACCCAAAAGUGACCACAUUCUGAAUAUCCAAGACAUGCGUGCUCAUAAUUUCCUAGAAGUAGGUGCAGCAGCUCUUCUUGUUGGGGACAUGGAUGCCAAAAUGAAGGGUGAAACUUGGAAAGUUUUUGGAAGUGCAGACAUGCCUUAUCUGGAUCAGCUGUUGCAGCCAUCAUUACUGACGACAGUUACCAAUUCAGCUUCAGCUUUUGCCCAUUUGAGAGCAAUAACAGCACUAAAACGCUCAAAACCAGGGGCUAAUCAGAUCUGGGAGGAUUCCCCGGUGAACACCUUUCGCCCACGCGCAAGACCGCUUUUUCAAUACCGUCAUUACAGUGAACAGCAACCACUGCGAUUAAACCCUGUGGAGGUAUGCGAGGUUAUUGCGGCAGUUUGCUCCGAAACAUCUUCUGCCAAUUCCAAUCACUUGACUGUCUCGUCUAAAUUAAGACACAGUGGAAGACCAUCAAUGGAUGUGGCUGUGAGCGUUCUUGUCAAACUUGUAAUUGACAUGUAUGUUUUGGAUGCAAAGAUUGCUGCUCCUCUCGCUCUGUCCUUGCUAGAGGACAUGCUAAAUUCUCCUAGCGUGAUGUCAAAGGCUCGAGCUUUUGAUUUAAUUAUUAACCUUGGAGUGCAUGCACAUCUUUUGGAGCCUCCAGCACCUGAUGACUCCACUACAAUUGAGGAACAGUACUCCCAGGAAUCAUAUAUUGACAAUGGAACUCAAGUUUCUUCACAUGGAAAGAUAAAGUCUGAAAUCAAGAAAACAGAUAAUUCCGCAGCUAUUGACAAGUUUGAGAGCUGGAUUUUGGCCAUGCUUUUUGAGGUUCUUCUUCAUCUUGUUCAGAUAGAAGAGAAAGAGGAAGCUGUCUGGGCUUCUGCCUUAAGCUGUUUACUAUAUUUCAUCUGCGAUAGAGGCAAAAUUCGACGUAGCAGAUUAGAAGGUCUUGAUAUAAGUGUUAUUAAGGCACUCAUGCAAAUUAGUAGAAGAAACUCUUGGGCAGAAAUAGUUCAUUGCAAGCUUAUCUGCAUGAUGACAAACAUGUUUUAUCAAGUGCCGGAAGGACCUGACAAAGUUGUUUCAGCUGCCCCUUUCUUUCUUAUUAAACAAGUUGAUCUGAUCGGAGGAAUUGACUUUAUAUUUGGAGAGUUGGUGCUUUCGAAUUCAAGGGAAGAAAGGAGAAAUCUAUAUCUGGUGAUUUUCGACUAUGUAUUGCAUAAAAUAAAUGAGACAUGUCUAGCUGCUGGAGUUUCUGAGUACAGUGAUGAUGAGGUUCGACCUAUUGCUACCUUGCUUGUGCUUGCAGAUGCACCUGAAGCACUUCAUAUUUCUGUUAAGUUGGGCGUUGAAGGUGUCGUGGAACUAUUGAGGAGAUCAAUUUCUACAUCAUUGUCCACAUAUCCUAAUAAUGAUCGGCUUUUAAUGCUAUUGGAGAAGAUAGUAGAGAAGUUUGACACACUCAUAGGAUCAUUUACUCAUGUGGACAAAGAGUUUGCUGAAAUGAUUCAGAUGACGAAAUCAUUUAAAUCUAUUGAAAGCAUUGAAGUUCCUGGAAAUAUUGCUGCCAUGAACGCAAAGCUAUGCUGGACCACUUUACAUUCUCUUCUUCAUUCUGAACGACAUGCUUAUCGCCACAAUGGGCAUUUAUGGUUGGGAGAUCUGCUGAUUGCAGAAAUCAGUGGGGAAGGAGAUCAGAGUCUCUGCUCGAGCAUUAAGAACUUGGAGGAGAAAAUUUCGCUUGCUGGUGUUAAUGAUUAUUUAGCUUCUCUGGAUAUUCCUUUACCAAUUUGGCUAAUGUGUGGGCUUCUCAAGUCGAAAAACAACCGUAUCAGAUGGGGCUUUUUGUUUGUUCUGGAGAGGCUGCUGAUGCGGUGCAAAUUUUUGCUAGAUGAGAAUGAAGUCCAGCAUGUAAUGCGUGGUCAAUCUGCAGCACAAAUACAUGACAAGAGUCGUCUCGAGAAAGCAAAUGCAGUGAUAGAUAUCAUGAGCCGUGCCUUAUCCUUGAUGGCUCAAAUAAAUGAAACUGAUCGGAUGAAUAUUUUGAAGAUGUGUGAUAUUCUAUUGUCUCAACUGUGCUUGAAAGUUGCGCAUACGGGUGUGACACCAUUUGGAGAUACGAUGCACAUAAAAGAUUCUAGUAAUUCAGAAAGGAAGAGUAAGGCAGAUGGAGCAGAAAGUUUCUCCCGAACAGAGACUGUUCCCCAGGGUGAUUUUACUGGAGAUGCCAACACCAAACUUGGGCAAAAUGUACAUAUUCCGAUUCGUGAUACAGCAUCCAUGGCAGCGUUGCUUCUUCAUGGACAAGCCAUUGUUCCCAUGCAAUUGGUUGCUCGUGUUCCUGCUGCAUUAUUUUAUUGGCCUUUGAUCCAGCUUGCUGGGGCUGCAACGGAUAAUAUUGCGUUGGGCGUUUCUGUAGGUAGCAAAGGAAGAGGAAAUCUUCCAGGUGGCACAUCAGAUAUAAGAGCUACACUUCUUCUACUUUUGAUUGGUAAAUGUACAGCAGAUCCUUCUGCUUUCAUCGAGGUUGGAGGGGAAGAAUUCUUCAGGGAAUUGUUGGAUGACACAGAUGCAAGAGUGGCAUAUUACUCUUCAACCUUUCUUUUGAAGAGAAUGAUGACAGACGACCCGGAAAGUUAUCAACGCAUGCUUCAUAAUCUAGUUUCAAGAGCUCAGCAGAGCAACAACGAGAAGCUAUUGGAAAAUCCGUACCUCCAGAUGCGUGGGUUGCUUCAGCUCUCGAAUGAAUAAUACACUUGUCACACAAACAGCUACCAUCUUCUUGAUGGCCGAUUGGAGAAUUCCGUUCAUUACUCCUGAUGUUCAACGUCUUGCUAUGGUGGCAAAUGGUUAAGCUGUGGAAUAGCUGAUGCUCUGUUAUAUCGUUGGUCGAAAUCUGAAGUGCAUCUUUAGUUCUUUUAAGCAAAAUUGGAAUAUCGAGAUGAUAUUCUUGAAAAUACCAUUGGAGCGAUAUUUUGUCUUCUAUCUGUGCUAAGCUUUCUUAUAUUGUGGUGGAGGCCGCAUUGAGUGACAUUCAAUCUACAAGGAAAUGCUGAGAAAGUCCACAUGGAAAUGAAGUCAAGCUUUGCCUUUUGCCGAAUACUAUGAAAUUGCAGCAUAUGUGAACAGCCAAAGUUGCUUCUGUAUGUUGAAAUGCGUUAAAGAUCGGCUUUUAAGCCAUCUUCAGUUGCAGUUUUUGGGAAUUACAUGUGAGGAACACCAAUAAGUCUUUGAACUGGAGAGAAUUUAUGGUUUGACAUCCUAAUUCAUCCGAAGUGCAAAAUCUUCAGAGAAAGUUUGAUCUCACUCUUAGUGGUGCAUGUCAACAGGAUUUGCAGUCUGGCCACAAGAGUAGAUUAUGCAUAACAUGGUCACCCAGCUUGAAUCUCAGAUAGGAGCACCGUGUGUACAUAUAUUUUACUGACGGUCUUGGUGAUGUGUUUACUGGUGCUCAAGUAGAGUUUCUUUUUCAAAUCUGUAUAGAUUUUGUUUCUCCUUUCAUUACGUAAACACGCAUUGGUCUGUUUCUUCUGUGAUAGGUUUUAGCUUCAUUUGUCGCGGUUUUAGUCAUGCCUUGUUAUGUACAAGUUGGAAUAGGUGAAGAAGUAGAAAUGAGUGAGAAGGAAAAGAAGAAAUUGGGUUUUCCCGUUGGUGCUCAUUAAUUAUAAUCUAGUUGUGUUUAUAUCA
Sesamum indicum (sesame) is the source of this 4884-nucleotide messenger RNA. RefSeq lists its product as uncharacterized. The record is from RefSeq and is a predicted model, not a curated record. NCBI's taxonomy places the organism in Eukaryota, Viridiplantae, Streptophyta, Magnoliopsida, Lamiales, Pedaliaceae.